This is a messenger RNA of Schizosaccharomyces octosporus yFS286, 2222 nucleotides long. RefSeq names its product zinc finger protein Cps3. Gene Ontology annotation, biological process: protein polyubiquitination. Gene Ontology annotation, molecular function: ubiquitin protein ligase activity; metal ion binding. The coding region runs from base 228 to 1976 and encodes 582 amino acids. The record is from RefSeq and is a predicted model, not a curated record. Lineage: Eukaryota; Fungi; Ascomycota; Schizosaccharomycetes; Schizosaccharomycetales; Schizosaccharomycetaceae. The transcript has 2 exons.
AGUAAGAAAUAUCUCGGCGAUCUUUCAUAUCAGUGUUUACCCUAAAGGCCGGUUCGACGUGGCCUAAGUUACCAUAACAAGCUUUAACCUCCAACAGCCAUAAAAUUCGGUUUUCGCGAAAAGCAAACUAUUUUUGGAGUAAUCCAAGGGCAUUUGGAUGCGGUUUAAACUGCGUUUUUAAAAACGGUUGAUUUGCGGUGAUUGGAAACCAAUCGCUCAGAAACAAGAUGACAAAGAAGCAUGCUUUCAAAAACGCAGAAGAUAUGAAGAAAUAUCACUUGAGUGAAUUCAAUUCCGAAGCUACUCCUUUAACAAGACCUGCCACGAAGAGCUUACAGCAUGUUCCUUGUAAGUUUUUUCGCCAAGGAACCUGUACUAGUGGAAAAGAUUGUAUUUUUAGUCACGACUUGGAAUGUGCGUUAGAAAAAACUGUCUGUAAAUAUUUUCAAAAGGGGAAUUGCAAAUUCGGCACCAAAUGUGCAUUAGAACACGUCCUUUCAGAUGGAAAGCGCGUAAAAACACGUGCAUUAACUUCAACUACACUUGGCGGUCCUAUAAAUCAUACCGAUCAAGUUGCUCCUGCAAUGGUAGGUCCGCAGUUACCGAAAGAGCUAGCUGACUCAGGAUUGGAAGCUCAGAACUUACCGGAAAAUAAAUCAGAUUAUGGAAUUGAUUCUUAUAAUCCAACGCACGUGGCUCCUGCUAGUGAAAGCGCUAUGCAUAAGCUACCUCUAAAAUCUAAUGAAAAGGCAGCAAUCCCGCCAAAAAAUAAUAUACUAGACCAAGAAAGUAUUUCUCUCGCCCCUCCAAAAAAUAAUGUUAAUCAAAGUCAAAAUUCAUCGCCUAAUGCUUAUAAUAUGUCUAUGAAUGCCUCCAUCUUACCUGCAGCAAAAAGGACUAUUUCUAAUCCCUCUAUAAAACCUCCUUUAUUGGAAGGUUCUUCAUCUUUUUCUUCCAUUACUGGAAUGCUAUCUUCUCCUCCUUUAACACCUGAAAAUCAUCAAAUGUUUUAUUUGCCUGUGAAUUCUUUGAGCACAGGUAUGCGUAACCUGAAGUUACUACCUCAAGAUAAUUUAUCCCUUGGCUUUAAGUCACCUUCCUUAGAUCGCUCGCAAAGCUCUUCAGUCCUUCCUAGGGUCUCCUCUGGCAGUUACACUGGACUUGGACGGUUCGCAAAAAGUCCUCCACCUGGGUCCGUGCCGGGAGCAGGUGGCUUAAAGAAUUUGGGAAGUAAUACUGUGCUUCAUUCCUCCUCUGCCUCAUUUGAUAAUACACAUGCAUUCCCUAGUCGUCGAAGUGUGCCUAAUUUGAUGUCUACUCUUGGAGCAAGUCCUUCAAAUUUACAUUCUUAUCUCUCUAAAAAUGCAGAUAAGGGUCAAGCUAGUAAGUUGAAUACACCCCAAGGCUUUUUUACUUCAGCAUCGCUGUAUGGUUCUUCUGUAGGGACAUCUCAAGACGAGUUACUUAGCACUGAUGGCGCUGACGAAUUCGCUAAUGAAGAGGAUUUUAUUCCUAAUAGCUUACAAGAACUUUUAACUCCAGCGGAGCUCGAACGAAAAAUGAGUCACAGUGAUGAUUUCCCUAACUCUUCAUCUACAAAUCGAUUUAUUUCAAAAACAUCAUCUGGCUUGAAUAGCGCAAAUGCUACGCCAUUCGGAUCAGUGAAUGGAACACCAACAUCAAGCAGAUAUUAUGCAUUUUUUGAGAGAAAUAAAGAAGGAAACAAUACGUCUACUAAGUUGUCACCAGCCGCAAUCUCAAAAAUAUCGCAGGAUUCAUUGAAUCUUAAUCACGCAAAAGCAACUCAAUCCAGUUUAUCCGCUAUAUCUGAGUCAUUUGAAGCAAAACUUAACUUGAAUGGAAAAAAACAUCAAGAGGACCUGAACUCGAAAGUGCCACUUCAAGGUCCCGAACAACAGCUUCUGUAUGAUUCAGUGUUGGACGAAGAGACUCAAUUUCAAAUGGAUGAAGAAUGAAUUAAAAGUUUGUAUACAAAAUUGCUUUAUUGUCAUGUUAAACUAAAAAAGUGAAGUAAUAAGCUUCCUCAAGAAUUUGCUCAGUGCAAACUUACUAUCAAAAAUGUCGUAUUAAAGACUAUAAUGAAAUGUAUAGAAUCCACAAAGAUAAAAGAGUCGUUAAGUCGUUAAAAACUGUUACAGCUAUUCCGUAGAAAUUCAUAUUUAUUUGCAUAAUUUAUUCCACCCUAAUAUCCAAAAACCAAG